Messenger RNA from Trametes versicolor FP-101664 SS1, 597 nucleotides. RefSeq lists its product as uncharacterized. The record is from RefSeq and is a predicted model, not a curated record. Bases 1 to 597 code for a protein of 198 amino acids. The transcript is spliced from 2 exons. NCBI's taxonomy places the organism in Eukaryota, Fungi, Basidiomycota, Agaricomycetes, Polyporales, Polyporaceae. Gene Ontology annotation, biological process: mycotoxin biosynthetic process.
AUGCAUUGCGUUACUCGCCGUACUCAAUUGUCUCGUCAAUGGCUCCCCCACUCUCUACUCGUUGUGGGCAUCCUGCUCAUACUCUUCGCCUCCCUCCCGCCCCUCAUCCGGAUCUGGGGUGCGCCCCCACCAAAAACAUCUGUGAAGACAAUCAACGAAUACACAUUCGUGGGCGAUGAUUACCCGCAGUACUACCCGGUGGACCUCGGAGCAGUUUCCUUCACGCCAGAAGACACCGUCCACUACCAGAUCUCCAGCAACGACGCGGAAAACGAAUGGGACUCUAUCUUUCCUGACGGCGGCGGGUUCCUUCUCCUGGGCCCCCAGCGGAGGGCAUUCGGCCUCUCCCUCUUCCACCAGAUGCACUGUCUUGUCCGCAUCCGUCGCGCCAUUGGUGCAAGACAGCCAUCCAUCCACGCCCAUCACUGUCUCAACUACCUGCGACAGGCCAUCAUCUGCGAGGCCGAUUCCACGAUCGAACCUGUCGUUCCGAGUCCGGGAGAAAGGACCGUUUACGCGGAGACCUCGAGGUCGUGCAAAGAUUGGGAAAAGGUAUACAAGCUGGUGUCGGACAACUACAAGACAACGAGCUCGUGA